AUGGCACCUGUCAACGUCGUGAUUGUUGGGGCUGGAAUUGCCGGUCUCGUCAUUGCCCACUCGUUGCUCCAAGGGGUUCCUGAUGCCAAGAUCGUCCUGGUCAACCCUUCCCAGACGUUCUACUGGAACAUUGCCUCUCCACGCAUCCUCGCCAAACCCAAGGCCUUCAAGCCCGAGCAGUACUUACUUCCAAUCAAGGAAGCCUUCGCACAAUACUCAACCAAUGCCUUCGAAUUUGUCGCAGGAACUGCAACCGCCAUCAACGUCGCAGCAAAGACUGUGGCCAUCACGCUCAAUGGCAGCGGUGAAUCCAAGGAUUUGUCUUACGAUCAUCUCGUGAUCGCAUCCGGAAGCACCAACCCGUCCGCCACCGGUGCAGUCACCGGAACCUCGAUCCCUUUCAAGCCAUCCAACCGGGAUGAUAUAAAACAGAUUGUCGAGGCCGCUCAACAGCAGAUCGCUAAUGCCAAGGAGAUCGUGAUUGGUGGUGCCGGUCCAGUUGGUGUCGAGUUAGCGGGUGAGCUUGCUGAGAGCCUUGGUAGCAAAGCAACAGUCACCUUGAUCUCUUCUGCAGACCGUGUGCUCCCUAUGAUCAAGCCCUCUGCUAGCGCUGUGGGUGCGAAGAAGCUCCAGGAGAAGAAUGUCAAGAUCAUUACCUCUGCCAAGGUGACUGGUGCCGAUGCCUCGACCGAUGGUACCAAGUCCUGGACUGUCACUCUGGACAAUGGAAAGAAAUUGUCGGCCGACGUGUACAUUCCCACGACGGGCGCCAUCCCGAACAGCAGCUUUAUCCCUGCCGAAUUCCUCGACAGCAAUGGUUGGGUCAAGGUCGACAAGGAGCUGCGCGUACAGUCCUCCGGCGGCUCUGCUCUGCCCAUCUAUGCCGUCGGCGACAUCAACACCAACAACAUGCGUCUUAGCUUCAAGGCUACCGAACAGGCGAGGGUUGCCGUUGCCAACAUCAAGGCAGAUAUCUUGGGCAAGGGCGAGCGCAAGUCCUUCGAUCAGGGUGAUAGCGUCAUGAUGAUGGUGCCUGUCGGGGAGGCUGGCGGCACCGGUCAACUCUUUGGAAUGACACCGUUCAGCUUCAUGGUGAAGAUGGUCAAAGGCAAGGACUACUUUGUGUCCAAGGCGCCACAGUACCUAGCCGGCAAGGCUUAA
Messenger RNA from Penicillium cataractarum, 1161 nucleotides. Its product is annotated as NAD(P)/FAD-dependent oxidoreductase. Bases 1 to 1161 code for a protein of 386 amino acids. Gene Ontology annotation, cellular component: cytoplasm. The record is from RefSeq and is a predicted model, not a curated record. NCBI's taxonomy places the organism in Eukaryota, Fungi, Ascomycota, Eurotiomycetes, Eurotiales, Aspergillaceae. Gene Ontology annotation, molecular function: flavin adenine dinucleotide binding; electron-transferring-flavoprotein dehydrogenase activity. The transcript has a single exon.